AACCAUUUGCCUCAUUAUAAGCUGCAUUGCCCCGAGGCAAAAGACGGUUCAACGGCAAGCUAGACGCUAGAGGGUUCAGAGAGGCAAAACCACCGGAGGGGAAUUGGAUCUCCGCGGCCACUAGCGUGAUUCGCUCGUCACACACCGGGAGCAGAGACGCACUACACCCAGCGGCCGCGUUCCGCUACUGCCCUGCCCGCCGGCGAGGAUUAUCCCCGGGCCUGCUCAACUAUUAUUCAUUGUUCCGGGAGCUCGAAUUAUAGAGAAAAAAAAAUUGACUGUUUAUCAAAAUGAGCGGCAAAGUUGGAUCAACGUCAAGUCGCAUCUUAGACAUCCCAUGCAAGGUUUGCGGUGACCGUAGCUCGGGCAAGCAUUACGGCGUCUACGCAUGCGACGGAUGCAGUGGGUUCUUUAAGCGAAGCAUCAGAAGGAACCGCACCUACGUCUGUAAGAAUCGUGGGCGUGGUCCCUGCCCUAUCGACAAGACGCAUCGCAACCAGUGUAGGGCGUGUCGCCUCAAGAAAUGCGUGCAGGCAGAGAUGAAUAAAGACGCUGUUCAACACGAGCGAGGCCCUCGUAACUCCACCCUCCGCAAGCACAUGGCACUGUACCUCAGGGACACCCAUCUCCGUGAUCUACCGCCCUCUACCGACCUGGUAGCACACCCCCACCCAGCCAGCCCUGGUUACUCCCCCCACAGCCCCGGCUUCUUCCGCCCGUUCUUCACCGGAGUUACGGGCGGCAGUGUUGAGGGGUGCGGGACGCCCGUUGCCAUCGCGCCGGGGAAUUUCACCUUUCACGGCGUGGGGCCUGGGCUGAGCGCGCUGAGUCUAUGUCAGCCUAUUCCAAGAUAUCAUCCUCGCCAGGCUAUCCGAUCAUGCACUAACAGUGUGGAGGCGGUCUGUGAGAUGGCAGCCAGGCUACUAUUCAUGAGCAUCAGAUGGGCCAAGAACGUGCCUGCCUUUGGUAGCCUUCCCGAACGAGAACAGCUUGUGUUACUCGAGGACGGGUGGCGGGAACUAUUCAUCCUUGGAGCAUCUCAAUGGCAACUUUCCAUUGAUAGUCAAGCGCUCAUCAGUGCGGCAGGUCUUAACUCUGAGAACACGGCGCCGGAGAAACGUGCCGCAAUCACCAGCGAAAUCCACGUCUUACAAGAAAUCAUCGCUAAACUCCAUCAGCUGCAGGUGGAUGCUACUGAAUAUGCAUGCCUGAAGGGGAUACUGAUGUUCAAAGCAGAUGCCCCCGGAUUGGAAGACGUGCCAACGAUAGCUAGUCUCCAAGACCAGUCGCAACUAACUCUCAGCAAGUACAUCUCAUUGCGCCACCCCUCUCAGCCGUUUCGUUUCGGCAAGUUGCUUUUGCUUCUGCCGUCUCUGCGCGCGAUACGCGGCAGCACGCUGGAGCAACUCUUCUUCCGUCACACUGUGGGAGCCACGCCCGUACACAGGCUGAUCAGAGACUUGCACAAAGUCCAAGAAUUCUGAACAUUUGCGAGAUGAGAAGAUCUACAGAACGACUUCCAAGAGCCUAGCGGACGAAACAAAAUUCUUCCAACUCGUCUUAACUUGAGCCGAGAUGUGUCUUUGCUCUGUCAUUCGUCGAAGCUUAAUUAUUUUGUGCAUUUUGUAAAUGUUGAUGUACAUUAAGAACUAACUUUUAAAGUCUAAUUAAGAAAGGUCUUAGCUCUUUGUAUACAAAUUCUAUUUCUAAUCUGUUCCAUUCUAGUACUUAAAAUCCACACAAGAAACAAAAAAUGCCAACAAAAUAACAUUUUCAAUGACCACGGAAGAGGAAUAUGAAUUCGAAUCUAAAAAGUAAAGAAAUGUAAGCAUUUUGUUUAGAAAAAAGUUUUAGUUACACUUAUGAAUUAAAAAAAAUGUAAACCAACUUACCGACAGAUCAGAUCAUCCUGUAACUGUAUAAGGUACGUUGAACACCAUGGGUCUGUAGUGCACUAUACUCUCCUGUAAGCCAGAAUAGAUAGGAUUAUCAGAACAUCAUCACUUUUAAGCAUUUUACCAAAGAUUAUUUCAACCCCAAACAAUCAUCUUGAACAAUAUUUUCUUGUAAAAAUUACACCGUUAUUUCUUUUCGCACGAUUUAUAAAAGAACAAGGCGCCUUUGUGCUGCAAAACAAUUCAACAUAGAAUAGGUGAAAUUAGCAGGACCAACUUUGAAAAUUAAAGUUUGAAGUAGCUUCCUUAACGAGUUGUAUAUUUUAUUUCUAAAGGAAUAUUCAGAGGCCUGCGCCUAAUAAGAUAAAUUAUUCAUGGUAAUAAAAACUGCAAUUAAAUUCCAACAUGACCUUCAUCCCGAGCUGUAAUAAAUAACUCAAUCAACCUUAUCCCCGUCUAUAUUUGGAUUCUUUUGUCUCGUUACUCAGAGUCAAACUGCUUUCAUGCAAAGUGAGUAAAAAAAGUGAGUUUUCUGAGAAAAGUGGGAUGAGAAUAGUCCGUCUACGAUGAGACAGA
Molecule: messenger RNA, 2471 nt
Organism: Patiria miniata (bat star)
Lineage: Eukaryota; Metazoa; Echinodermata; Asteroidea; Valvatida; Asterinidae
Product: nuclear receptor subfamily 2 group E member 1-like
Exons: 7
Coding region: 291-1484 (397 amino acids)
Biological process (GO): anatomical structure development; cell differentiation; negative regulation of transcription by RNA polymerase II
Molecular function (GO): nuclear receptor activity; RNA polymerase II cis-regulatory region sequence-specific DNA binding; zinc ion binding
Source: RefSeq, a predicted model, not a curated record